AUGACUGGCUACAUGGUAAAGGACAUAUGUAAUGAAUUGGAAGUUCGUACUUUAUGUCAUAAAAUUUUGCAAAAUGUUUCAAUAUUAUUAAAUGCUGAUCGUGGUUCAUUGUUUUUGGUGCAAGGACGUUGUGGCGGUGGCAGUGAUGGACCAAAGAAAUGCCUGGUGUCCAAAUUAUUUGAUGUUUGUCCACGCAGUACUGUCGAAGAAAUGGAACAACAAGAUGAGGUUCAAAUUGCUUGGGGUACUGGUAUUGCUGGUCAUGUGGCAGAAAGUGGUGAACCUGUUAAUAUACCAGAUGCAUAUCAGGAUGACCGUUUUAAUUGUGAAAUCGAUACAUUGACCGGUUAUCGCACCAAAGCACUACUAUGUAUGCCAAUUAAGGAUUCGUCGGGUGAUGUCAUUGGUGUGGCACAAGUCAUUAAUAAAUUAAAUGGAGAAUAUUUCUCAGAAACUGAUGAAAAGGUUUUCGCUUCCUAUUUACAAUUCUGUGGUAUUGGUCUACGCAACGCUCAACUCUACGAGAAAUCACAGUUGGAAAUCAAACGUAAUCAGGUAUUGCUCGAUUUGGCACGCAUGAUCUUCGAAGAACAAAGUACCAUUGAACACAUGGUCUUUCGUAUAUUAACCCACAUGCAGAGUCUAAUACAAUGCCAAAGAGUUCAAAUACUGCUGGUGCAUGAAGCAUCGAAGGGUAGUUUUUCGCGAGUAUUCGAUUUUGAAGCGAAUGAUUUGAGUGAGGAAGAGUCAACGAAUCGUACGAGUCCAUUUGAAUCGAGAUUUCCCAUAAAUGUGGGCAUAACAGGUCAUGUAGCAACAACGGGGGAGACUGUUAAUAUACCAAAUGCUUAUGCCGAUGAUCGUUUUGAUCCCAGUGUUGAUGAGAAUACCAAUUUCCAACAUAAAUCCAUUUUAUGUAUGGCCAUCAAAAACUCAUUGGGUCAGAUUAUUGGUGUUAUACAAUUAAUAAAUAAGUUUGAUAACUUGACCUUUACGAAAAAUGAUGAAAAUUUCGUUGAAGCUUUUGCCAUUUUCUGUGGCAUGGGCAUUCAUAAUACACACAUGUAUGAAAAGGCUAUUGUGGCCAUGGCUAAACAAAGUGUUACUUUGGAGGUUUUAAGUUAUCAUGCUUCGGCUACCAUAGAUGAGGCUCAUCGUUUAAGGGUAAGUUUAUUCUGCUAACUAUGUACAAUAGCU
Lucilia cuprina (Australian sheep blowfly) is the source of this 1197-nucleotide messenger RNA. RefSeq names its product dual 3',5'-cyclic-AMP and -GMP phosphodiesterase 11-like. The record is from RefSeq and is a predicted model, not a curated record. The transcript has 7 exons. The coding region runs from base 1 to 1182 and encodes 393 amino acids. Gene Ontology annotation, molecular function: 3',5'-cyclic-AMP phosphodiesterase activity; protein binding; 3',5'-cyclic-GMP phosphodiesterase activity. Lineage: Eukaryota; Metazoa; Arthropoda; Insecta; Diptera; Calliphoridae.